GAGGCGCUGGCGCGGAGUUACAAGGGAGGCGGCCGCGAGGAUCCUGCACGUUCCCUGCUGCCCGCAUUCCCACGAUCUGUCUUGGAGCGAAGCUGAGACUAGCCUUGCAGGAGCGCUCCACGUAAACCUGUACUGCUGGGUUGUUCGCAGGGGGCCGCCUUCUUUUUGAAACACCUGGCCUCAAAACCUUGCUUGGUGCUCUGCGUCAUUUGGUUGGUCCCACGUCUACGCUCCUUCUUCCUGUGGCCAUUAAUUCCUUUAAUGCAAGAAAGCUGUUUCCUUUUGAUCCCUCAAGAUGGAGGACAAAAAAGUUGUCGUGGUCUUUGGUGUGACAGGGGCCCAGGGAGGGGCGGUGGCGCGGGCCCUGCUGGCGGACGGCACCUUCGUGGUGCGAGGCAUCACCCGCCAGCCGCAGCAGAAGGCAGCCCGGGAGCUGGUGAAGGUGGGGGUGGACGUGGUGAAGGCAGACCUGGACGAUGCCCAGAGCCUGGAGGCAGCCCUGCGGGGGGUGGACGCGGCUUUCCUGGUGACGGAUUUCUGGGAACACCUCAGUGAAGAACGGGAAGUGGCCCAGGGCAAGCGGGUGGCUGACUUGGCCCGGCAUCUGGGCUUGAGCUACGUGGUAUACAGCGGCCUGGAGAACGUGAGGCAGCUGACGGGCGGGCAGCUGGCAGUGCCACACUUUGACGGCAAAGGCCAGGUGGAAGAGUACUUCAGGAGCCUCGGCGUGCCCGUGACCUGUGUCAGGCUGCCCUGCUAUUUUGAGAACUUCCUGACCGUCUUCCGGCCUCAGAAGGCCCGCAGUGGAGACGGCUACGAACUGGCUAUCCCCAUGGGCGAUGUCCCGCUGGACGGCCUGGCUGUAGCUGACCUCGGGCCUGUUGUGGUCACACUGAUGAAGGAGCCAGAGAAGUACCAAGGGCAGACCAUCGGCCUGAGCAUGGGCAAGCUGACAGUGGCAGAGUAUGCUGCCUUAAUGUCCAGGCACACUGGCAAGACCAUCAGAGAUGCCAAGAUGUCCCUCGAAACCUAUGAGCAGCUGGGCUUUGCUGGCGCUCAGGAGCUGGCCAACAUGUUCCGUUUCAACCGCAUGAAGCCCGAGCGGGACGUCGCCUUGACCCAGCAGCUCAACCCCCAGGCGAGAACCUUUGAGGAAUGGAUGCGGAAGCAGCGGGCCGCCUUCCGGGACUUGUGAGAGGGAAAAAGGUUCUGCUCCAAUCUGAAAGGGAGAGGGCAAUCUGGGGCCAGGCUCAGCUUCUCUCUCAGGCCCAGGGGCUGUGGCUGCCCCACACAGAAAGGGGCAAAACACAUCAUCCUUAAGAGGGUAGGUGAAGCUGCCGGGCUUAGAGUCUUCCCCAGAGCCAAACCCCCACCCCCGCCCCCCAGGCCAAUUCUCUCAGGUGGGUGCCAACUCCGGCAUGCUCCUUUAAGGGGCUGCAGCAUACCAAGGCAGCCAGAACAGCGGCCUCCUUUUCGUCAGGAGGGCUGUGAUUGUGUGUUCCUGCAGGGGAGGGGGUAGGACUGGAUGGCCCUUGGGGGUAUCUCCCAACUCUAGGAUUCUAUGAAGGGGGAACGCCUCAUUUCUCCAUGACAACCAGAUGCAACCAGAAAUGGCUUUUCAAUCACCAUAAGCAGAGGAAGGAAAAGUGACCAGUUUCCAACGCUCCCCUCUCGAUCUGAACAGCUCCCAAGGCAAACCCAGGAACAUUCUUUCUACUUCCCUCUUUCCAUCCCCCCAAGCCCUAAAUGUUGGAGUUUUGAAAAACAAAAUAAAACAAAUUA
This is a messenger RNA of Sphaerodactylus townsendi, 1782 nucleotides long. It is a transcript of the gene NMRAL1, whose product is annotated as NmrA like redox sensor 1. Lineage: Eukaryota; Metazoa; Chordata; Lepidosauria; Squamata; Sphaerodactylidae. The transcript has 7 exons. Bases 296 to 1195 code for a protein of 299 amino acids. The record is from RefSeq and is a predicted model, not a curated record.